ACUUGUAAAACUAGCUAUUCUACUUGUAUUUACAACCACUAACAAUGGAUGAUCCAUUUGAAAAAGAGCAAAACCUCUUACGUGCUAGAAUAAUUAGCCGAAUGGAAACACUUAAUGAAUCCAUGGCAACAAUGAAUAAAAACCUUCAAGAAAUAAAUCGAAAGAAUUUAGAAAUUGAGAAUGUCACCAGAAUGUGGCUGAACUACAUGAGAUACUCUGAUCAAUUUUCAAAAGUUAAUGAAACUCCAUCUGGACAGACAAGAGCUCGAGAGCAAGAAGAGCAAUAGUGUUAGUAGUUGCUGGUCAUUACUACUUGGCUUAACUAGCCAUUAUACUGUUGCUGGUGAAAGUAUCGCUGGUUGGAGUAGCGCUGAUGUACCAUGAAACAUCAGAGGAAAUAUCAGUCCGGCCAUAAUAGAGAGAAAUCUUGAUUGCAUCGCAGAUUACUAAACACGCCCUUUCCCCCAAGUCUUAUUGUUAUAUUACAUGAAAUAAACCUCCAUUGUAUAUCAUUUUAUAUUUUAAACUGGCUAUAGUACAAAUUUAUUUAAUAGUAUUUCAAAACCCACACAUGCAUGUUCCAAACUUUUGCUUUUUGCUUAUAUUGCGCUAGUACCAAUCUAGUUUUGGGUAGGUAAUAAACCGAAUCUCUUCUUUAAAGUAACUCUUUGUCUUGAAUAUUUAUCAUCAGGAGAAAAUCUAGCUGGAUGAGCAGACUUGGUGAUUUCACCAUCUUCAGUGAUUUUCUUUAAGGUGUAAAUUCUCUUGCCUUCGGCGUCUAAUGUGUACAUCAAAUGCAUGGGGAAUAUGUGUGAUUAUCAGUAUAACGUUGGUUCGAAAUUAACUAU
Spathaspora passalidarum NRRL Y-27907 is the source of this 848-nucleotide messenger RNA. RefSeq names its product Dad4p (gene DAD4). NCBI's taxonomy places the organism in Eukaryota, Fungi, Ascomycota, Pichiomycetes, Serinales, Debaryomycetaceae. The coding region runs from base 45 to 287 and encodes 80 amino acids. The transcript has 2 exons. Gene Ontology annotation, biological process: attachment of spindle microtubules to kinetochore. The record is from RefSeq and is a predicted model, not a curated record. Gene Ontology annotation, cellular component: mitotic spindle; DASH complex.